Messenger RNA from Prorocentrum cordatum, 177 nucleotides. The record is from the annotation of a GenBank genome assembly. Lineage: Eukaryota; Dinophyceae; Prorocentrales; Prorocentraceae.
GACGAGAAGGGGGUGAGUGCACACAUGGACGAGCAGCGCACCUUCAGAUAUUUCAAUGAGCAGCUCAGUGAGCUCCAGAGAGAGUCGCAGCUCGCUGAUGUCGUGGAGUACAAGAUGACGCUUCAGGAUGUGACCAGGGAGCUCAUGGAGUGCCACAGUGCCGAGCAGCUUCAGGGG